UAAAAUCCACACUUACGGACUAUCAUUCUAGUUGGGGUUUUGUUUGAGGAUCAGAUUUAGUUGUGCUAAGUUUGCGUUGGGCACCAUGAAGAUCCUCGUACUGCUCUGCCUAGUGGGCCUGGCCUGCUCCACCUCACCGGAGACCGAUCAGCGGUGGCAGCGCUUCAAGGCGCAGUACAACAAGGCGUACGCGCCCGGCGAGGAGCAGGUGCGCUUCGUCUACUUCCAGGAGAACAUCGCGUUCAUUGACGAGCAGAACGCGGCGGGUCACAACUACACGCUGGAGGAGAACCAGUUUGCCGACUUAUCCGACAACGAGUUCACCACCUACUACCUCGGCUUGAGACAAUGGCCAGAGGAGGAACCACGCGAGGAGCACCAACUCCACGUCCCAUCGUUGGAAAUUGGAGACGUGCCUGCCGAGGUUGACUGGCGUAGCAAGGGUUACGUGACGCCGAUCAAGAACCAGGGCGCUUGUGGCUCGUGCUGGGCAUUCAGUGCCACUGGCUCGCUAGAAGGCCAGCACUUCAAGAAAAGCGGUACGCUCGUAUCGCUGUCCGAGCAGAACCUGGUCGAUUGCAGCACCAAGGAGGGAGACCAUGGCUGCGGCGGCGGACUGAUGGACUUCGCCUUCAAGUACGUGGAGAAGAACGGCGGCAUUGACACCGAGGCCAGCUACCCGUACAAGGCCAAGAACGGCAAGUGUAAGUUCACCAAGGCUGACAUCGGCGCCACCUGCACGGGAAAGAAGGACAUCAAGCGCGGCAACGAGGACGAUCUACAGCAGGCGGUGGCUGACAUCGGGCCUAUCUCUGUGGGCAUUGACGCCAGCACGAAGACAUUCCGCUUCUAUCGCAAGGGCGUGAUGGACGACAAACAGUGCAGCUCCACCAAGCUCGAUCACGGCGUGUUGGCCGUGGGCUACGGCACUGAUUCCGGCGACGACUAUUGGCUGGUGAAGAACAGCUGGGGAAAGUCCUGGGGCAUGGAAGGCUACGUCAUGAUGUCCCGGAACAAGCACAACCAGUGCGGUAUCGCCACGUCAGCCAGCUAUCCUCUGGUGUAGACGAGUGUAUCUUUGUGAUUACAUCGUCCAUGUAACGUCGUAUCCCUAUUGUUAACAUUCUACGAGUUUUAUCAUUUUGAAAUUGCUUCGAAUUAGCUAUGCUGGAUACAUACAUUUUACAUGUAACUAUCUAAAUGAUAAUUCCGAUGUCAUUGUCAUUAAUCGUGGUGUUAUGGUUGCUCAUAAUGUUCCA
Messenger RNA from Sycon ciliatum, 1259 nucleotides. Its product is annotated as procathepsin L-like. The record is from RefSeq and is a predicted model, not a curated record. Gene Ontology annotation, cellular component: lysosome. The transcript has a single exon. Gene Ontology annotation, biological process: positive regulation of apoptotic signaling pathway; positive regulation of peptidase activity; immune response. NCBI's taxonomy places the organism in Eukaryota, Metazoa, Porifera, Calcarea, Leucosolenida, Sycettidae. Gene Ontology annotation, molecular function: cysteine-type endopeptidase activity; cysteine-type endopeptidase activator activity involved in apoptotic process. The coding region runs from base 86 to 1066 and encodes 326 amino acids.